UGAUUACCUCAAAUAAAUCCUGAUGUAGAAAAACUAUCGCCCUACGAGUGUGGCUUUGACCCCUUAGGCUCCGCCCGACUUCCCUUCUCACUACGAUUUUUUCUCGUAGCAAUUUUAUUCCUCCUAUUCGACUUAGAAAUUGCUCUACUCCUCCCACUCCCGUGAGGUAUACAACUAACAUCCCCCUCCUAUACAUUCAUAUGGGCGUCAUCAGUUGUUGUUCUUCUAACCCUAGGUUUAAUCUAUGAGUGAAUCCAAGGUGGCCUAGAAUGAGCUGAAUAAACGAUUAGUAUAAUUAAAACACUUGAUUUCGGCUCAAAAGCACGUGGUUAAAAUCCACGAUCGUUUUAUGACACCUGUGCAUUUUGCUUUUUCAACAACAUUUAUUUUAGGACUUAUAGGACUUACUUUUCACCGAAACCACUUAUUAUCUGCUCUCUUAUGUUUAGAAGGAAUAAUGUUAUCAUUAUAUGUUGCCCUAUCCUUAUGAACACUUCAAUUAAACUCAAUCAACUUCUCACCCACCCCCAUACUAAUACUCGCUUUUUCAGCAUGUGAAGCAAGUGCAGGAUUAGCCCUUCUGGUAGCAACCUCUCGCACACAUGGAACCGACCGCCUUCAAGCCCUAAACAUCUUACAAUGUUAAAAAUCCUUAUUCCAACGAUCAUAAUAAUCCCCACAACAUGACUUACCCCUAAAAAAUGACUGUGGUUAUCUACAUUAACACAUAGUCUUAUCAUUGCUCUACUCACCUUAACUUGGCUUAUUUGGCCUUCUGAGACCGCCUGGUCAAAUUUAAACGGAUUAAUAGCUACAGACCCAUUAUCAACCCCCUUACUAAUUCUCACAUGCUGACUUCUUCCACUAAUAAUCCUUGCUAGCCAAAACCACACAACUAAUGACCCCCUUAAUCGACAACGAAUGUAUAUCUCACUUCUCACAUCUUUACAAGUAUUCCUUAUUUUAGCAUUCAGUGCCACAGAAUUAAUUAUGUUUUACGUAAUAUUUGAAGCCACUUUAAUCCCAACCUUAUUAAUUAUUACCCGAUGAGGUAACCAAACAGAACGGUUAAAUGCAGGAACCUACUUCCUGUUCUAUACUUUAGCAGGAUCCCUACCACUUCUUGUUGCACUACUAAUGCUUCAAAACAAAACAGGCUCUUUAUCAAUACUAACCCUACAAUACUCUAACCCCCUAAGUCUUAUUUACUUGAGUGAUAAAGUAUGAUGGGCGGGCUGUCUAAUAGCCUUCCUUGUAAAAAUACCACUUUACGGGGUCCAUUUAUGACUACCUAAAGCUCAUGUUGAGGCACCAAUUGCAGGAUCUAUAAUCCUUGCCGCAGUACUACUAAAAUUAGGAGGCUAUGGUAUGAUACGGUUAAUAAACAUUUUAGAGCCUUUAUCUAAACAACUAAGCUACCCUUUUAUAGUCCUAGCUUUGUGGGGAAUCAUCAUAACUGGCUUAAUUUGUUUACGACAAAAUGAUUUAAAGUCCCUUAUCGCUUAUUCUUCAGUAAGCCAUAUAGGACUGGUUACAACAGGUAUUCUUAUUCAAACCCCAUGAGGUUUCACUGGAGCAUUGGUGUUAAUAAUCGCACACGGACUUACCUCAUCCGCACUAUUUUGUCUAGCAAACACAAAUUAUGAACGAACACAUAGCCGAACCAUAGUUUUAGCACGAGGUCUUCAAAUAAUUAUACCCCUAAUGGCCACAUGGUGAUUUACUGCUAGUUUAGCAAACAUAGCUUUACCACCCCUACCUAACCUAAUGGGGGAGUUAAUAAUCAUCUCAUCUUUAUUUAAUUGAUCGCCUUGAACCUUAAUUAUUACAGGACUUGGAACAUUAAUCACUGCAGCAUACUCACUAUACUUAUUCCUUACAACCCAACGGGGCCCCCUAACAAACCACCUUCUCCACAUAGAACCAUCACACUCCCGAGAACACUUAAUCAUAACACUCCACCUAAUCCCGCUUAUUCUUUUAAUCAUAAAACCUGAGCUAUUAUGAGGUUGAGUUUUCU
This is a messenger RNA of Hippocampus zosterae (dwarf seahorse), 2020 nucleotides long. Its product is annotated as NADH-ubiquinone oxidoreductase chain 4-like. Lineage: Eukaryota; Metazoa; Chordata; Actinopteri; Syngnathiformes; Syngnathidae. The record is from RefSeq and is a predicted model, not a curated record. Gene Ontology annotation, molecular function: ubiquinone binding; NADH dehydrogenase (ubiquinone) activity. Gene Ontology annotation, biological process: aerobic respiration; ATP synthesis coupled electron transport; electron transport coupled proton transport. The transcript has a single exon.